GGGCGGAGCAGGAGGCGGGCCGACCGGCGCGGCCAUAGCCCGGCCCCUCAUGCCGGCGCAGGCGGAGCGGCCCCGGCUUCCUGCCUUUCCUCCUCGGCGCGCCGGCAGCACGCAGGCCUGCUCGCAGUGCCAGGCCGCCGCGGGAGUCUGCCUCCACCGGGAUCUGCCUCCGGAAGCCCUGGGUAGGUGGGAUGCGGCCAGGCCUCCCUGCUGUCCCGGCCUGCUGAGCGGCGAGUAGUUAGCUGAGCUGUGAUAACUUCGAGUUUAGUGCAAAUCAAUCGCACUGCGUCAUGGCAGCAGACUCUAUGGAAAUCGACGAUGCUUUGUAUAGUCGGCAGAGGUAUGUUCUUGGAGACACAGCAAUGCAGAAGAUGGCUCAGUCUCAUGUGUUCCUGAGUGGUGUAGGUGGUCUUGGUGUGGAGAUCGCCAAAAAUAUAAUUCUGGCUGGUGUAAAGGCUCUUACGGUUCAUGACACCAAGCAAUGCACAAAGUGGGAUUUAGGGACCAACUUCUUUAUCCACGAAGAUGACAUAAUCAGUCAAAGGAACAGGGCUGAGGCCACUCUUCAUCACAUUGCAGAACUUAAUCCAUAUGUGCAUGUAGCAGCAUCGACUGUGCCACUAGAUGAAAGCACAGAUCUGUCUUUCCUAAAGCAAUAUCAGUGUGUCAUAUUGACUGAAGUAAGCCUAUCACUGCAGAAGAAGAUUAAUGACUUCUGUCAUGCUCAGCAGCCACCCAUUAAGUUCAUCAGUGCAGAUGUAUAUGGCAUAUGUUCACGUUUGUUUUGUGACUUUGGUGAUGAAUUUGAAGUGUUGGAUACAACAGGAGAGGAGCCAAAGGAGAUCUUCAUUUCAAAUAUUACGCAAUCAAAUCCUGGUAUUGUCACUUGCCUUGAAAAUCAUCCACACAGGCUUGAAACAGGACAGUUCUUAACCUUUCGGGAAGUUAAUGGAAUGUCGUGUUUAAAUGGCUCCACACACCAGAUAACAGUGGUGUCACCAUACUCCUUCAGCAUUGGAAAUACGUCAGACAUGGAGCCUUACCUGCAUGGUGGCAUAGCUGUCCAAGUGAAGACACCCAAGAUGUUUUACUUUGAACAGUUGGAGAAGCAGCUAACAAAUCCAACGUGCCUAGUUGCAGAUUUUAUCAAGCCUGAGGCACCUUUGCAAAUCCAUGUUGCCAUGCUUGCACUGAACCACUUUGAGGAGAACUUUGGUCGCAUGCCAAACAUUGGAUGCCAUCAAGAUGCUGAGGAAAUGCUGAAAAUAGCCAUGUCAAUAAGUGAAACCCUGGAAAACAAACCUCAAGUAAAUGGAGAUUUAGUGAAAUGGCUGUCCAGAACUGCUCAGGGAUUUCUGGCUCCUCUGGCGGCAGCAGUGGGUGGUGUUGCUAGCCAGGAGGUUCUGAAAGCAGUAACAGGAAAAUUUUCUCCAUUGCAGCAAUGGUUGUAUAUAGAUAUGUUAGACAUUGUUACUCCUCUAGAAAAGAUGGGCUCUGAAGAAUUUCUUCCACGGGGAGAUAGGUAUGAUGCCUUGAGAGCUUGUAUUGGAGAAUCUCUAUGCCAGAAGCUGCAUGAUUUGAAUGUUUUCUUGGUUGGCUGUGGAGCAAUAGGCUGUGAAAUGCUAAAAAACUUCGCACUUCUUGGUGUUGGUACUGGGCAAGAUAAAGGAUUGGUUACAAUUACAGAUCCUGACUUGAUAGAGAAAUCCAACCUGAACAGACAGUUUCUUUUUCGACCUCAUCACAUACAGAAACCUAAAAGCUAUACUGCAGCAGAAGCAACUCUGAACAUCAAUCCUUGCUUAAAAAUUGACUCAUACAUUAAUAAAGUUUGUCCAGCCACUGAAAACACUUACAGUGAUGAAUUCUACACCAGGCAAGAUGUGAUUGUGACUGCUUUGGACAAUGUGGAAGCGAGGAGAUACAUUGAUAGUCGUUGUGUGGCAAACCUGCGUCCUCUGAUAGACUCUGGAACCAUGGGAACAAAAGGACACACAGAAGUUGUUGUGCCUCAUCUGACAGAGUCAUAUAAUAGCCACCGGGAUCCACCUGAAGAGGAAAUACCUUUUUGCACCUUGAAGUCUUUCCCAGCUGCCAUUGAACAUACAAUACAGUGGGCAAGAGAUAAGUUUGAAAGUUUAUUUUCUCACAAGCCUUCAUUGUUUAACAAGUUUUGGCAGACCUAUCCAUCUGCAGAAGAAGUUUUACAGAGAAUAAAAUCAGGGGAGAGUUUAGAAGGCUGUUUUCAUGUUAUUAAAACACUCAGUAGAAGACCCCGAAAUUGGACUCAGUGUGUGGAACUAGCAAGAGUAAAGUUUGAGAAGUAUUUUAGCCACAAGGCUCUUCAGCUUCUUCAUUCAUUUCCCCUUGAUACACGAUUAAAAGAUGGAAGUUUGUUCUGGCAGUCACCAAAGAGGCCGCCUUUUCCAGUGAAGUUUGAUUUUAAUGAUCCUUUGCACUAUGAUUUCAUUGUGAGCGCAGCAAAACUCUUCGCUACAGUGUACUGUGUUCCUUUCACAGAACAGGAUUUGUCAGAAGAAACUAUUUUGAAGAUAACUUCAUCUGUGAAGGUACCAGAGUUCAGACCUUCAAACAAAGUCGUACAGACUGAUGAAACUGCAAGAAAACCUGAUCAUAUUCCAGUCAGCAGUGAGGAUGAAAGAAAUGCUAUUUUCCAGCUGGAGAAGUCUAUACUGUCCAAUGAAGCUCUGCAAAAUGACUUAGAAAUGAAACCCAUUGCCUUUGAAAAAGAUGAUGAUAGUAAUGGACAUGUAGAUUUCAUAACAGCAGCAUCAAAUUUGCGAGCCAAGAUGUACAACAUUGAACCAGCAGAUAGAUUCAAAACAAAGCGCAUUGCUGGCAAGAUUAUUCCUGCAAUUGCAACAGCUACUGCUGCAGUUUCAGGGCUGGUUGCUCUGGAACUCAUCAAAGUUGUGGGUGGCUACCCAGCUGAUGCAUACAAGAACUGUUUUCUGAACCUAGCCAUUCCCAUAAUGGUUUUUACGGAAACUGCUAAAGUAAGAAGAACUGAAAUCAGAAAUGGGAUAUCAUUUACCAUCUGGGACAGGUGGACAAUUUAUGGAAAGGAGGAUUUUACACUGUUGGACUUCAUAAAUGCUGUCAGAGAGAAAUACGGAAUUGAGCCAACUAUGGUUGUACAGGGUGUCAAAAUGCUGUAUGUUCCUGUGAUGCCAGGUCACAUUAAAAGAUUAAAGUUGACGAUGCAAAAGCUUGUGAAGCCAUCAGCUGACAAAAAGUAUGUGGACUUAACGGUAUCAUUUGCUCCAGAGACUGAUGGAGAUGAAGACUUGCCAGGGCCACCAGUGAGAUAUUACUUUGUUCAGGAAGACAAUUGAUGGUAGAGAUACAGAAGUCACUCCAGGACCAUGUGUUUUGAAAGGAGUGUGCUAGUUUUCAGCUAUUAAAGAUGGUACUAUCUAUUCUUUUUUUUUUGUGAAGCCUUAAUUAAAACAAAUGAUGAAAGUCGGUGGCUUUGCGCUGAAGACAAACUGGAUUUGUUUCAUCUGUUCCCAUUAUCUUCAAAUUAGUUUGCUCAAAGGAGGAUUGGUCACACCACAAGAUGGAAUGUCCAGUACAGUCCUUACCUUAAAGACAAGAUUUGUGUUCAUUAGUGGGGAGCUGAAGAAAGCAAGAACAGUGGUGAACCUAAUGAAUUGUCCUUGUGUAUAAAUUGAGCACUGCACAGAGAAGAAUGCAAAGACUGGAGAAACAGCUAUCUUAUGAUACUCCUGGUGUUCUAAGAACAUGUCACAUCCAUUUCAUGUGUUACUUCAUUCUCAAAUGAGAAUUCAGUCUUGGCAUCCACAUGAGAGAUAAUCCAUUCAGAAUGUUUAAACAUCCACUUAAAAGCAAAUGCAUUUUUCUGUUUUGUUGGUGGUGCUCUCUUCUGAACUGUAAGUGAUGCCGCGUGUCUUAGUGGCUACUCUGUCAGUCUCCACAUGGAAACGUAGGGAGGCAGGUCUUUGAAUAGGUGUAAAUUGUCAUAGCUUCCCUGAAGUCAAGACAGCUGGAGUUGUUCAUUAUCUGCACUAAGACUAUUCCUCGGGGAAAACUGCAGUGUGGGGAAAGUGGAACCCUAUCGGAGAGCUGAGUUAAAACUUUGGACAAUAAAACUUUGUCUUCAAGAAAGAGAAAAUAGUCGGUGUGGUUGAGCCUUUCUGCCCUUACCUAAUUAAGAGUACUGAGGCAAGAAAUGACUUCGAAAGGAGGUAAAGGCAAACAGCCCUGGAUGAUUGUCACAGCAAAUGCUGUUUCCUUGGCUGCUCUUUCUGGUACCAUUUCUUUAUAGUGAAUGGUUAUGCUGUACACCUGUCCACAGCAUGAGUCUGAGUUGCAGUGCACUGAAUUAGCAUCAUCUCAGUCUGUUACUAGGAUAUCUCAGUAUAAAGAAUAUGCUUAAAUAAUUAAAAACUAAUUUUACAUUGCAGUGAGGCAGAGGUGCAUUACAGAAGCAUCUGUAACAAUACAUUAUCUUUUAAACAUGAGAUAAUAAAGCUGAUAGUUUGGGUGGGAUUGAGGA
This is a messenger RNA of Phasianus colchicus (ring-necked pheasant), 4540 nucleotides long. RefSeq names its product ubiquitin like modifier activating enzyme 6 (gene UBA6). Gene Ontology annotation, biological process: protein sumoylation. NCBI's taxonomy places the organism in Eukaryota, Metazoa, Chordata, Aves, Galliformes, Phasianidae. Gene Ontology annotation, molecular function: SUMO activating enzyme activity. The record is from RefSeq and is a predicted model, not a curated record. Gene Ontology annotation, cellular component: SUMO activating enzyme complex; cytoplasm.